Messenger RNA from Harmonia axyridis, 4323 nucleotides. Its product is annotated as follistatin-related protein 5-like. Gene Ontology annotation, biological process: regulation of BMP signaling pathway; multicellular organism development; cell differentiation. The transcript has 22 exons. The record is from RefSeq and is a predicted model, not a curated record. Bases 154 to 2910 code for a protein of 918 amino acids. Gene Ontology annotation, molecular function: protein binding; calcium ion binding. Lineage: Eukaryota; Metazoa; Arthropoda; Insecta; Coleoptera; Coccinellidae.
UUGAUGGAGAUUUGAUUGAAAGACGAUUCAAAUGGAAGUGAGAACAUGCAGAAUAUUUAAUGAGAUGCAGCCUGAAUUAGAACCAACGAACAAGAGAAAAUUUGUACAAUUUCUGAAUAAUUUCAUCAUUUAUGAAUCCAAACGCAAAGCUGGAUGAACAUUGCCGAAGCUCAAAAAAAGAUGGUCCAUAGCGCAAGAUGGGUUUGGAUUACCUGCUUAACACUAACGAUAAUUCAUUCUCACACGUCAGCAGUUAGCUUGAAGAGAUCCCGUCAUCAUAGAGAUUCUUCGACAACUGAAUUUGUGGAUACUACACAUAUCACAUUGUUAGAAACAAAUCCCUGCCUCGUCCAUUACUGCAUGAAAGGCAGAGAGUGCGUGGUGACAAAAAAUGGUCAGGCGACCUGUCAAUGUGUACGUCAGUGCGCCAUGCAUCAGAGGGUGGUAUGCGGCUCGGACGGCCACAUCUACCCCAAUCACUGCGAGCUUCACAGGGCUGCUUGUCUAACCCGCUCGGCCAUCAGCAUCGAGAGGGGAGUCCAUUGUGUCAAGCACGGGAAAGGCUGGGGACCGACAGUGGACCACAGCAAUAUCUAUUUCAAUAAUUCACCGCUGUCAACGCUGCCGUCGCUCACGAACAGCAGCACCGGCGGCGGCUACGGAACCCCGGUCGGCGUUCCGGUGGACAACGUCACCGUUAAAACUGAGGCCACGACUUACCAAGCCACUACUACUCCUGUCACCGAUGACGCCAACUAUUCAGAGAAUGAGAUAGAGGACGAACCCAAUGACAAGGGAGAACUGUACUACGACAAAGAGGACUGCACCAUGCAAGAGUAUGAAAUAAUGAAAGACAACUUAUUGUUGUACAACCAUGCCAGGCUGAUGUCGCAGGAUAAUCACAGCAAAGAUUACUUGGUUUCCAUUAUGUUCUCCCAUUAUGAUAGGAAUAACAAUGGCAAUCUCGAGGCUACGGAAUUGAAUGAGAUAGCCGUACAAGAGCGUUUGGACAGCUUGAGCGGCGGCUGUUCUCUCUCCAACAUGAUCCAGUACGACGACACAGACAACGAUGGCAAACUGAGCAUCAACGAGUUCUACGUGGCGUUCAGCAAACUUUACAGUGUCUCCGUCGUCUCCCUGGACAAGGCACUCGAGACGAACCAUCUCACAGCCAGAGUGGGAGAUAAUGUCGAGAUCAAGUGCGACGUAACCGGAUCUCCGAUUCCCCCGAUAGUUUGGAGGAGGAAUCAGCUCGAUCUGUCGUCGAUCAACGAAGAGGACGUCAGAGUUUUCAGCGACGGCAGUUUGUAUCUGACCAGGAUCCAGCUGCAGCACGCCGGAAAUUACACUUGUCACGCCCAGAGGAACAAGGAUGUGGUCCAGACCCACGUGCUGACCGUGCAUACUGUUCCAGAAGUACAUGUCACUCCUAGAAUACAGUCGAAAAGGCCUGGGGAAGAAGCUACUAUGUUUUGCCAUGUUGCAGGAGAACCAUUCCCCAAGGUGGAAUGGUUAAAAAAUGAUGACUCGUUGAGGAUGGAGAACACAAAGAAGUAUCAGCUUGUUGGUAAUGGAACAGCAUUGAAAAUCGAGGAUAUUGGUUUUGCAGAUACUGGCGCCUACAUGUGCCAGGCUUCAAGUAUAGGUGGACUAACAAGGGACAUCAGCUCUCUGGUGGUGCAGGAGCAGCCAACUCCCACGUCCGACAAUGAGGAACGUAGAUUUUUCGCUUUCCACGAUUGGGGCGUAUCGAUCUACGAACCCACGGCUUGUAGGCUUUAUCACAGGAUCCAGUCGACGGAUAUUAUACCCGGCACACAGGAAUACGUUUGCGGCGAUAAGGGUGUAAAAUGCUCCUGGGGCCGGGCAAUAAAUGUUGCCAACAGAUACGUCUACGCUUCACAACCGGAGCAAGAUCGAGUGCUUAUUAUAUCCAAAGUACAGAUGGUGGUGGUGGAUGUCGUGAACACAGACAAGUACCCAGUGGAUCUGCACUACGUCCCGCAUCUGGACCAGGUGUGGGUUCUGAAUUGGAGAUCGUUGAAUAACUCCGGUAUCAAGACGAUUCAGGUUAUUCGAGAUGCUGGACAAAAGAGAAAACAUCACACAGUCCAUCCAGAACCUAUUGAUGGACAGUUCGAUCUGGUUACUGGAUUGUUCAUCCCUUCUCCUAAACAGGAGUUAUCCCAUUACAGCUUCAAAUAUGGCUACGUUACGCAUACCAAUCAGAGGGGACUCUACAAAUUGGAUUUGGUGAAUUUGCGAUACACCAGGUCUGUGGAUCUGACUCCAUAUAAUUGCGUGCCUCUACAUAUUCAGUUCUCCGCCCUGUAUGGUAUGGUUAUAAUGCAAUGCAUGGAACCUAUUACCAAGAGACCGACAGGUCAGUUAGUACUUGACUACUUGACCGACACAGUGGUGGAAACCAAAACAACACUUCUUGGAGUACCGUAUGUCUCACCAGAUUCCAGAAAACUAAUUACUGUUGGCAGAACUGCUGCAGGCACGACAAUAAUAGUGGAGGAAAUCACCCCUACUGGAUUGGUAUUCCUAUUCGAUGUGAAAACCACUCUAAAUAUAUCAGAUGUCGCCUUCUAUCCAAGUCAAACCACUCACAGUUUCGAUAUAUAUGCCAGCGCCCAAGACAAAGAAGAUCUGCUGUAUCUGAAUCUCCUCACAGGCAAAGUUGAAAUAAUAACAGGCGUGGGAAAAGCAGUGCCUGUCAAACUGACGCAGUGGAAUAAUCCAAAUCGACCAAUCAGCGGAUCAGGCCUCUUCGGUCAGUAUAUGGUCACACCUGCCAGCGAAGCCUUGUUCGUGAUAAACGGAAGAUCGAGAACUGUCAAUUGUGAAAUAGGAUCGGUAAUACAUCCUAGCGCAAUCGUCUGGACGACCGUGAAGUUCUACUAGGACCCGCCUGCUGGCAUAUAUCACUAACAUAAUUUAUUUUCUAUUAUAUAUUUGAUUCAUAACAAUCGAUAUGAGGAAACAUUCAACUCGACAUGGGAAUUUGGCAGACCAGAUUCACAAAACUCAAAACGAUUAUUCAUUGCAUCUUUUUUGAAUGUUGUGCCUAAGAUGCAUAGAAUACCUGGUGUGUGGACUGAUUCAAUUUUUUUCCAGACUUUUUCAGACCUGUUGCUUUGGUGUUCUGCUUCACCAGAGUUUGUAAGGUGGCGCUCUUCAGAAAUUUUCGAAUUCCCGCUAUCUGCUUGGUGCCGUUUAAAAAUGAAAUACUGAGUUUAGACUUUACAAACUUUCAUAAUAAAUUACAAUGCAGUUCCGAUCGAAUUUUUAAGGAAAUUAAUGGAAUAUAAUGACAGAGUAUAGAAGAUUGUUACGAGCAUAGAAUAUAAAAUAUUAUUGUUCUAUACUCGAAGGUCACGAGAGCAGAGAAUCGAGAGAAAUGUCAAAUAUAAACGAUGUAUGCGCCAUCUGAAACAGACGCGAUCCCUCGAAAUGAAGUAGGUAGAAAUCUGAAAAAUCUCCUGCUUUGUCUGAAAAUUUUAAAGGUAUCAGGAAACACACCAGGUUUUCGAUCCAUCUUAGAGAACAGAAAAAUAUCAAAAACUGGUGAUAACUCAAUUGGUUAUUGUCUGAGAGAAAACGUAAAAUAUUUAUAUGAUCUUAAAAAUCAAUUUCAAAUAUUAGAAUACCAUAAAUCAGGAAAAAUAUUGAUAUUUAUGUUGAAAAUUCCCAUAGUUGUAUGUUAUCUCUUGGGAUUUUUCUAUUGAAAUGAAAUAAUAUUGUUAAUAUUAUACUGAAGUUUUCGAUAAAUGAAUGAGUAGGAUAUGGAUGUCUAUAUUAAGCAUACCUUAAAGAAAAUCUAAAAAAUCCUGUCUAUGAAAUAUGUUAAGUAAUAGCUUAUUGCUCGAUAUAAAUUCUAUCACUCCUUAGGUUUUUGUUUAUUGGGGCUUGAAAAAAAGCUUACUCAUAAAUAUGUGAUAAACCCUCAAGGUAAUUGAAAUCAUGAAUUUUGAUCGUAUUUUGAGAAGUUCACACCGAUCUUCUCUGGAGCUAGAAUGCUGAUUAAAUAAAUGUGAGAUGGUUUUUAUAACCUUUUCAGUCACUUGACCAGCUCGAAAAUAUAUCAGAUUUACAAAAUUUAUCCAAGUUUUAAGUAAUUAUUUCAGUGGCUGAACAUCAAAGCGAUUAAAGUUAGUCAAGAAAUUACUUUGGUUAUAUUAUAAAAGAAGUGCUAUCAAUCAAUUUUUUUCACCAACAAAGUGGAAAAUUCUGGAUAUUUCUUGAAUUCGUAAUUUUCAUUCGAUCUUACACAGGGUGUUCCUUUAUGAUAUGCUGAUAUUUAAGGAGCAAUUCUUG